AGUUUGAGGCUGCACUGCACACCUGCACAACCUGUCUUCUACUUAGUUCUUCUGAGACAUUUCUGAAAGUCUGAAUUCCUAGGACUGCUCAGUGGCCUUUGUCCCUGUUGGCCACACGCAGUGUCUCAUCGCUGGUAUUGCACCUUUAAUGAGAUCAGGAGUUCCGCAAAAGUAAAACAAAGUCGGGGGUCACAGACUGGUUCUGGUUCUACCACUUCCUCAGUAUGUGCUCUGGGACAAAACAGCGUAUUUGGCAACAUCUCAAUGUCCUUAUCUGCAGCUUGAAGAGGCGCCACAGCAACAUCCUCAGAGUCUGAGCGAACUGCGCCCAGCGCGGGCACGGAGCCUCCCACCGCCAGCAACCUGCGGCCCCGGAGAAGGCAGCGAGCGCAGUGACAGCGCCUCACCGCCACCAGGUCCUGGACCACCAUGGCCAAGAACCGCAGGGACAGAAACAGUUGGGGUGGAUUUUCGGAAAAGACAUAUGAAUGGAGCUCAGAAGAGGAGGAGCCAGUGAAAAAGGCAGGACCAGUCCAAGUCCUCAUUGUCAAAGAUGACCACUCCUUUGAGUUAGAUGAAACUGCAUUAAAUCGGAUCCUUCUCUCAGAGGCUGUCAGAGACAAGGAGGUUGUUGCUGUAUCUGUUGCUGGAGCAUUUAGAAAAGGAAAAUCAUUCCUGAUGGACUUCAUGUUGAGAUACAUGUACAACCAGGAAUCCGUUGAUUGGGUUGGAGAUUACAAUGAACCGUUGACUGGUUUCUCAUGGAGAGGUGGAUCUGAACGAGAGACCACAGGAAUUCAGAUAUGGAGUGAAGUCUUCCUUAUCAAUAAACCUGAUGGUAAAAAGGUUGCAGUGUUAUUGAUGGAUACUCAGGGAACCUUUGAUAGUCAGUCAACUUUGAGAGAUUCAGCCACAGUAUUUGCCCUUAGCACAAUGAUCAGCUCAAUACAGGUAUAUAACUUAUCCCAAAAUGUCCAGGAGGAUGAUCUUCAGCACCUCCAGCUUUUCACUGAGUAUGGCAGACUGGCAAUGGAGGAAACAUUCCUGAAGCCAUUUCAGAGUCUGAUAUUUCUUGUUCGAGACUGGAGUUUCCCAUACGAAUUUUCAUAUGGAGCUGAUGGUGGCGCCAAAUUCUUGGAAAAGCGCCUCAAGGUCUCAGGGAACCAGCAUGAAGAACUACAGAAUGUCAGAAAACACAUCCAUUCCUGUUUCACCAACAUUUCCUGCUUUCUGCUACCUCAUCCUGGCUUAAAAGUAGCUACCAAUCCAAACUUUGAUGGAAAAUUGAAAGAAAUAGAUGAUGAAUUCAUCAAAAACUUGAAAAUACUGAUUCCUUGGCUACUUAGUCCUGAGAGCCUAGAUAUUAAAGAGAUCAAUGGGAAUAAAAUCACCUGUCGGGGUCUGGUGGAGUACUUCAAGGCUUAUAUAAAGAUCUAUCAAGGUGAAGAAUUACCACAUCCCAAGUCCAUGUUACAGGCCACAGCAGAAGCUAACAAUUUGGCAGCCGUGGCAACUGCCAAGGACACAUACAACAAAAAAAUGGAAGAGAUUUGUGGUGGUGACAAACCAUUUCUGGCCCCAAAUGACUUGCAGAGCAAACACCUGCAACUUAAGGAAGAAUCUGUGAAGCUAUUCCGAGGGGUGAAGAAGAUGGGUGGGGAAGAAUUUAGCCGGCGUUACCUGCAGCAGUUGGAGAGUGAAAUAGAUGAACUUUACAUCCAAUAUAUCAAGCACAAUGAUAGCAAAAAUAUCUUCCAUGCAGCUCGUACCCCAGCCACACUGUUUGUAGUCAUCUUUAUCACGUAUGUGAUUGCUGGUGUGACUGGAUUCAUUGGUUUGGACAUCAUAGCUAGCCUAUGCAAUAUGAUAAUGGGACUGACCCUUAUCACCCUGUGCACCUGGGCAUAUAUCCGGUACUCUGGAGAAUACCGAGAGCUAGGAGCUGUAAUAGACCAGGUGGCUGCGGCUCUGUGGGACCAGGCUUUGUACAAGCUUUACAGUGCAGCAGCAACCCACAGACAUCUGUAUCAUCAAGCUUUUCCUACACCAAAGUCGGAAUCUACUGAACAAUCAGAAAAGAAAAAAAUGUAAUUCAAAUUUUAAAAAAUACAGGUGCAUGACCAAUUGUCAAUUAAAUAUUCAGUUUUAUGUCUCCAUGCAAACAUUCAAAGUGCUUCCAUCAGAACAGAGUAAAAUACUAAACACCUCUGAAGACUGCAAACUGGAUUAGUUCUUUUACUUCAGUGUUUAAUAAGCAGAUGUAUGUAUGCAUGGUUAUACUAUUUUGUUAACAUGUACAAUUUCCUGAUUUUUCUUCAAAAAUGCUGUUAUAAAGUAUUUGUCUAUUUAUGAUAACAGUACAUGUGUUCUGCUUGAAUUUACUAAAUUCUACUACUGGGUUAUAAUUAAAUCAUGUGAUAUUCCA
This is a messenger RNA of Rhinopithecus roxellana (golden snub-nosed monkey), 2425 nucleotides long. It is a transcript of the gene ATL1, whose product is annotated as atlastin GTPase 1. Gene Ontology annotation, biological process: protein homooligomerization; endoplasmic reticulum organization. The record is from RefSeq and is a predicted model, not a curated record. The transcript has 14 exons. Lineage: Eukaryota; Metazoa; Chordata; Mammalia; Primates; Cercopithecidae. Gene Ontology annotation, molecular function: GTP binding; GTPase activity. The coding region runs from base 430 to 2091 and encodes 553 amino acids.